AUGUCAGAAGUAGAAGAUUCAGAUUUGCUUGACUCUUUUGUAGAUUAUUUUGAUAAUGAAGAAGAGAAAGAAGAGACAGUAGCAAAAGAACAAACAAAUAAUUUCAUGACAAUAGCCGGUUAUCCCGCAUUAGACUUUUCAUUGUUAUGCUUUUUCAUAACUCUUAUAUGUUCAAUAUAUAUAUUUAACGUAAUGAGUAUGCAGCCAUCUAAAUAUACUGCUCUUAACAUGAGAAAUGCCAAAUCACCCAUUCCCUUUUUCGAUUCUCCAUAUAUAGAAGAUUACUAUGACGGGAAAAUAGAUAUUACGCAAACUGUUCAUAGCAGUCCUUUAGCCGUUAUUAUUUUUUAUACUCCAUGGAGUACAAGAAGUUUUCAUAAUCGACAACUAUUUCAUGAUGUUGCAGAGCAUUUUGCUCUAGAUGACAUGCUUAAGUUUGUUGCUGUUAACUGUUUCAAUAAGAAAGGGUCUUGUCGAGAGAAAUAUAAAAUUCCAACAUUUCCUAUGCUGGCAGUCUUCACUGAAAAUGGCUUUUUAUCAUAUAGAGGAGAUCUUGAAGAACAAAGCGUGAUAAAUUGGCUCAAUAGCCUUAAAGCACCAUAUGUUGAAGCGAUACGACUAUCAUCAUUCCAAAACAUACGUUCUUUGAGUGAGAAUGUUGUGAUUGGAUAUUUUCGAUUUAAUGGAAUGCAAAAUCCGAGUGGUUUCAUGUCUUUCUACAUAGUAUCCAUGCUUCAUAAAAAAGGAGUGCUUGCUGACAAGUUAACAACUUUCUGCCUCAUUCGAGAUGCUGAAUUGGCAGAAAUGAUUGGUUUGGAAGAGGAAGGAAUUUAUUACUAUUUCGGAAACGAUGAGUAUGCAUUCUAUGAUGAAGAGUACCUACAAACUACAGAAAUCAUAGAUUGGAUUGAAAAACAAAGGGAGCAGACAGUAGGCAAAGUAGAGUUACUAGAUAUAAGUGUUGCUGCUGAGGUGAAAAAUGCAAAGUUUUCUGAGUUGUUAGGAGAAAAUAAACUUCUGCUGUAUGUAGAUAAGAACCCUGAACAACCAUCGACGCUUAUGAAUGUUUUAUCUUUCAUUGAGAUUUCACAAGACUAUUGGACGUGUGAUUCAAACAUUCAAAAUAACAAUGCCUUUGAAGGCUUGGGAUGCGCGAGUAAUGGUAGCUUGAAGUUUGUUUAUCUCCCAUUGACGGACGGUCAACUGUUAUUGAGCAAAAUUUCUUCCCUGGUUACGGAUACUCUGAAAACAAACAAUAAUGCAUCAAAAAGUAUGCUUCUAAUUCUUGAUGAAUCAAAUGAGCUUGUUACCAUACACAACUCGUCGUCAUGGGAUGAUUCGGCUGUACGUCAGUUUGUGACAGAUUAUCAUGAGAAAUCAGUGAAAAGCAGCUUGCAAACAAGAAUAUUACGAGAACCAUCAACAGAGCUUAUCAAAACAAAAAUCAGUGCCAUGACGGGAGAAACGAAAGAAUCUGUAAUUAGAAAGGCAUCCCUUGAGGAAAUAUUGAGGGACAGUAAGAGUACAAAAAAGGAUAUGGUCGUUCUUAUUAGUGGGAAUAAAGAAAAUGUCUUCACAUCUGUCAGUUUGUCUAAGUUCCAUACACUGGCUCAAAUGUUUGCUCGGUUUUCAAGACAUAUAUCUUUCAGAAUACUUGAUAUAACGGCUUCACACCUACCUUACCAUUUGAACUUCGCUAGCUUGCCAGUUUUGAUGAUUAUACCAAGUGAUGGUAGAUCAGAUUUUCAUGUUUUAUCACCCAACUCUCCAGUGGAUAUUCCUACGAUGGUUAAUUUUGUAUUAGAGCAUGUUUCUUCGUUGGUGUAUCGGCAUCAACGCUUAAAAAAUUGUAAAGCACUUAUAUUAGAAAAAAUACGGAAAAUGGAAAGACGGUUACUAAGGAUAUCUGCUGUUCUGAAUCAGAACAGCCAAUCUUCCUGCAACGAUAAACUGGUUAGAAAAUUAUUGCGUAGAAAAAAGCAUUAUAAGCUUGUAGCUGACAAACUGAGUACAAGUUUAAUGAGGAAACGGAGAGAUUUAAUUUAG
Messenger RNA from Auanema sp. JU1783, 2046 nucleotides. Lineage: Eukaryota; Metazoa; Nematoda; Chromadorea; Rhabditida; Rhabditidae. The record is from the annotation of a GenBank genome assembly.